This is a messenger RNA of Racocetra persica, 1618 nucleotides long. NCBI's taxonomy places the organism in Eukaryota, Fungi, Glomeromycota, Glomeromycetes, Diversisporales, Gigasporaceae. The record is from the annotation of a GenBank genome assembly.
AAAACCCCGAAUUGCUUUGAGAUUAAAAAAUUUAGAAGGUUGUAUUAAGGCUUAUGAACCCGAAUAUAUUGCUCUCCCAACCCCCGAGGAGUUUUUAGCCAGAAUUAGGGGAGAAGUAGAAGGCUACACCCGAGUAAUUGGCUACGAAAACAUUAUUGAAAUAGUGGCUAAAUAUCUAAAAUCCUAUCAUUUUGCUAAAAAAUAUGGCACUCCUCCUCCUGCCCAGUUAAUGAUAAUGUUAUUGGGAGAACCAGGACUGGGAAAAACUUAUAUUAGCCAAGCCCUAGCCAAAGCCCUCGGACGAGGAUUUCAUAUGAUCGGAAUGAACGGAAAAUUAAAUGCCUCUCUGAUUACAGGGACUAAUAUUGAAAAUCCUGGGGCCGAGCCAGGAGAAAUAUUGAAGGCUAUUAGCAGACGAGAGGACCGAGGUUGUGUCAUAGUUUUUGACGAAAUUGAAAAAGCAGCCCGAGAAUGUAAAGAAGCAGCAGGAAUUCCCACUGACAUUACUACCAAUAAAAAUUACCAAGAUACUUUUUUGGAUUUUCCUACUCCGACUAAUGAAUGUAUUUUUAUUGCCACUGUCAAUCGACCCCAAGAUGUUCCUGGUUUUGUAGCCGAUAGAUUUGCUAUCCGAGUAGAAGUUUUGCCAUUAUCCUACGAGCAAAGAUUAGAAGUAGUAAGAGUAGUAUUACAAUCAGAAUUAAAAAAGUUAGAACCAGCCUUUGAAAAGAUUUAUCAGAAAAAGUGGGAGGAAAUUUACUCCUUAUUCGACCAAGAGGAAUUAUUGAAAAAAACUUUGACUUGGACUUUUAGUAUUCGAGGAGCCAAGAAUAAUGUGUUGUUGAAAUUAAUUCCUACUUUGACUAGUGAUUUUUUGGAGCCUGAAUGGGAAUUGCCGAAUGAAUAUGAUAUCCAAAAUAUUUAUCCUUUAUUGAAUAAUUUAGGAGGAGAUAAAACCCUGGCCUUUCGUUGUGAUAGACUUUUAAAGAACAAAAUCAUCGGAGAAAGCAGCAGUCUUUUUAAUGAUUUAUUAAUUUGUGAAUUAGAAUAUCGGCAAAUGCUAAAAUUUAAGGAUUUAUUGGGAGAAUUAGCCGACAAUUUAAACAAUCAGACCACUUUGGAUAAUCAGCAGCAAGAAAAUAUUUUAGCCGACAUUAAAAAAUUGAGAGAGGGAAAAAUUAAUCAGGCUAUUUAUAUUUUUAAAGAACAAAUUGAGAACCUUUUCUUAUUGGGCUCUGAAAAUAUUACUGACGGCAAACCUUUCUUUCAAUUGGGAGCCAUUAAGGAGGAUAGCGAGAGAGGAUUGGCGGUUGCUACUCAAAAUAGAAAAGGAUUUAGUUUGAAUAAUCCUUAUUUAGGAGUAGUAAAUUUUCAUCAGAAAUAUUUUCGAUUUUAUCGGGAUUAUCCGUCUAUUAUUCAUAGUUUAGGGGGUUUGAGUAGUAAUAAUCAUCCGGUUUAUCACCAAAGGAAUUUGGGAGAAUUGGAAACCCGAGUAAAAAACCAGCAAAUAAAAGGUGAGGAGAUGUUUUGGCUAUUAGAAAUAAGAAAAAAGCAAAGAUUAGCCGAAUACGAAGCAGCAACUAACGACCCCGAGGAAAAUGAGGAAUUAGAGGACUGA